Cicer arietinum (chickpea) is the source of this 3253-nucleotide messenger RNA. RefSeq names its product F-box/kelch-repeat protein At3g23880-like. The record is from RefSeq and is a predicted model, not a curated record. Gene Ontology annotation, molecular function: protein binding. Lineage: Eukaryota; Viridiplantae; Streptophyta; Magnoliopsida; Fabales; Fabaceae.
UCCUUUGCACACAAGCAUCCUUUGCACACAAAAAAGGAAAAGAAAACAGAAAAAAAUAUUUCUCCCUGACUGAGGUUUUCCUCCAUGUACCUUACGAUCGUAGCGCCUCCAUCCUCAACUUGCAAAUCAAGGGCUCAAUACUUCAAUGGUAUUCAAUUGGUACUGAUUUGAUAAAACCACAGCUAUAAUGAGUAAUCCUCCAGCUAAAUCGCGUGCUCAGCCAGCCAUCGCGGCGUCGCCGGUAAUCAUCCCUGAUGAACUUAUACCUGAAGUGCUUUCUUUUGCUAAUGUGAAAACUCUUAUGAAAAUGAAGUGUGUUUGCAAGUCUUGGAAAUCUAUAAUUUCUGAUCCUGAAUUUUUGAAACUGCAUCUUAAGAGAUCGGCAUUAAGGCCUCACUUGACACUGUUUUUGAGUAAGUCACGGCUUGAUGGGGAUAACAAUGUUGUACCUUUUCCUGUGAGCCGUUUAAUCGAGAAUCCGUUGAUUACGCUUCCCGAUGAUCAGGAUUCUCGAUUGAAGGAUAAGGAUUGUCGUUAUGUUAUUGGAUCUUGCAAUGGAUUACUUUGUUUGCUCGGUUAUUCUUCCACCGCUGCAUAUCGAGAGAUCUGGCUUCGGUUUUGGAACCCUGCGGUGGGUAAAAUUUCGUAUAAAUUAGGGUAUUUUGUUGAUAAUGUUUUGGGGCUGUAUACCCAUUUCAAGUUUGCAUUUGGUUAUGAUAUUUCAUCGGAAACUUAUAAGGUUGUGCUGUUAGUUUUGGAUGAAGCGCGAAAUAGUACCGAGGUGCGAGUUUUUAGUUUGGGUCAUAAUGUUUGGAGAACUAUUCAAAAUUUUCCUGCGGUUCCUCUUCCUUUUCGGUAUUCUCAUCCUGGUGUGCAUGAUGGUGUGUAUUUGAAUGGUAGUCUUAAUUGGUUGGCCCUUCAUAGUAACUUCCGUUCUGUUGGUUCUUAUGGUUGGAAGAAUAUUAAUAAUGUUAAGGAGUUUGUGAUUAUUUCACUUGAUUUGGGAACUGAGACUUACAGACAGUUGAUGCCUCCUCGUGGUUUUGAUGAAGUGUCACCUGUUGAGCCAUCUGUAUGUGUAUUGAUGGACUGCCUUUGCUUUUGUAAUGAUUUUAAAAGGUCUGAAUUUGUCAUAUGGCAGAUGAAGAUAUUUGGAGUUGAAGAGUCUUGGACUCAACUCCUAAAAAUUAGUUAUCAGAAUCUUCAGAGACAUCAUAACUUUGUUGACUCACAAUAUUCUCAAUGGUUGCCAUUGCACCUUUCUGAUCACAGUGGUACAUUGAUAUUGGUGAACAAUCAAGAGCGACAAGCAUUUCUCUAUAAUUUGAGGGAUAAUAGUGUAGUGCGGACUAGAAUUACUGAUGAAAUACAUUGGUUCUCUGCUAAGGUUUAUGUUGAAAGCUUUGUUUCUGACAAUUUGAAUUUGAAAAUCUACAACCCCAACUUCAGGCACAUCAACCCUUAUUAAUGGUACAUUGGGGGUAUGGUUGGAGGAAAGGAAGAAAGGAGCUUAUUGGAGCUACAGAUGCUUCAGUUACAGUACUGAUUUUGUUGUACAAGACAUUUAUGGCCCUCUUGAUGUCUUUCUUUUAGGUUUCUUUGAAAAUAUUCGAAGCAACUCACUGCUUAAUAUUGUUCUGUUUUACAACUCUGCUCCUGUUUGUUUAGAAGCAGAUUCUAACGGUGAGAAGCAACAAGCACCGACUUACAUUUAUUGCAUUGGUCCAGACUUCUCCAAGCUCUAAAUAAAAAGACUUUCCUUUAUCAGGUUUCCAUACUGAACCAGCUGUGUUGAUAAAAGAAGAAUGAAGCUAAAGUAUGCCAUACGUAGCAAAACUGGUUAUAGGAAGCCAAAAACUUAGCCAAACACUGUCUUAUGUACAAUUCGAUUUUGGAGCUUGUAAAUUAGAUUUCUCAUGCCAUCCUUACAGAUCUGAAGGAAAAUCACUUCCAUAUAUUCUUAAAAGGGCAUCUACCUAGCUCUUUCAAGUUUACGUCUGGUCAUGAUAAUUCAGCCGACACUUGUGAUGUGGUGCCUGUAGCGUUAAACUUCGAUUGUUACAUUGAAAGCUCGAAUGAGAUGCUUUGAUAAAUAUUAGUAUCCAUGUUGUUUCUCUUCAAUUACACUAUAUUCGUCCUUGGGCGACUGGUGGUGUGUAUUUGGCGGCACUCUUUACUGGUUGGCCAUUCACAAUAACUUCAGAUGACGGAAUUUGGUGUUGAAGAGUCUUAGACUCAAUUCAUUAAAAUUAGUUAUCAGAAUCUUCAAAUAGAUUAUAACUUUGGGUAUCAAUCUCAAUGGUUGCUAUUGCACCUUUCUGAGAAUAGAGAUACAUUGAUAUUGGAAAGACAAUAGAGUUGAGAGAACUAUAAUUGCCAAUGAAAUAUGUUGGUUCUUUGCCAAGGAUUAUGCUGAAAGCUUGGUUUCUUUAUGAAAAUCAUACAUACAGGUCAAUGAAAAGAUUGACAUAUGCAAUCGUGGAAUAGUUUAGUUAGAACUUCUCAAACGAAAGAGACCUCUAUCUUUAGAGUUUUGGAGGAGGAUCUAUAGGGGGUUGUCUUUUUUUUCUUCUGUAUGAUAUUAAUGUUUCUAUUGCCAUUGCCGUUAUCAAAUCAGCAGACAUAUCAGAAGUGAAUGAAACUAGUAGAAGGAUUGUCUUUUUUCUUUUGCAAAUGCAAACUUCUUGUUGAGAAUUGGUUAAUUGCAAACCAGUUCUUUUUAUUAAUAGUAAAAGGAGCUAUAUUCUCAUCUGUAACAUGAUUUUUGAAACUUGUUUUGUGCAUAUAGAUUACAUAAGUGUCAAAUGCAAUCAAGAUGGUCUUUGACUUUAAUUAUUUGAUCUUUAGUGCUAUAUUUUCAUGGUUGAAUAUAAUUUUCCCUUUUUUAAUAGGUAAUUUCUAACCAUUUUUUAUGCUUUGUUGUUUUGCAGAUCAUAGAUACAGGUCACUGAAAAGAUUGACAUAUGCAAUCGUGGAAUAGUUUAGUUAGAACUUCUCAAAGGAAAGAGGCCUCUAUCUUUAGAGUUUGGAGGAGGAUCUAUAAGGGGUUGUCUUUUUUUUUUCUUUCUUCUGUAUGAUAUUAAUGUUCUAUUGCCAUUGCCAUUAUCAAAUCAACAGACAUAUCAGAAGUGAAUGAAACUAGUAGAAGGAUUGUCUUUUUUCUUUUGCAAAUGCAAACUUCUUGUUGAGAAUUGGUUAAUUGCAAACCAGUUAUUUUUAUUAAUAGUAAAAGGAGCUAUAUUGUCAUCUGUAA